UGAAGAAAGCCUGUAAUGACGCAAAUGAAUAUGAAUUUACUUUUUAAAGAAUUAGUCUGUCUACAUUCUUGAAAUCUCAGACUUUUUUAAAACAAACAUUCAAGAUUAUAAUAAGAGUGACACUGACAAUCAAGGAAGUUAAUUACUUAAAGUAAUAAUAAAUAAAAGAAAUACAUUUAACGCAUUGCUGCUUACAUAAUCUACAAUAGGUAUCUUGGAUUUUCCUUUGCAGUCAUGCUGAGUAAGAAUUUUUAACACUCACAUCUUGAAGGAUAAAUCGUUUUUAUUUUCUUACGCUGUUCGAAAAAGAGACAUUUGUUACAGGUACCAACAUAAAUAACGAUAUGAUAGAUAAACGCGAAGUAAAUAAAUCGUAGACCCUCCACCGCCUUCAAAUGAUAAAAUACCACCGUCAACAAAUCCGUCAUUGCAUCUUUGUCUACUAUUUACUUAAAAAYAAAAUUCUGGAACGUAACARCUUUAUCAGUAAAACACAAAUUUCUCAAAUCUGUAGUAACACACUCUCUCCGGCUGUGCAAACAAAUCUCKACUUUUUCUUAAAACAGAUAUCGAGUAUAUGUAUCGGAAACUGAUAACUUCGAGGUUUUCAGUUCAUUAAAAUGCGGUAUCUCUUACACUUAAUAACAUGUGCGAAAGAUGUAAAUCGAAGAAAUUUCCGAUCGAUGUGAAAUUUUAACCGUCCUUUAUUUUAUGGCUUCCUUGUGCUCUUUUUUCUCGAGUUUAUUCGAUUUUUGUAAGUAUGGCUGACCCUACCAUACAGACUUUCUGCUGUCAUCAUGCCAAUGGCACCGAUAUGGCUGUGACCAUUAUGGAAGAGUUUAAUACCGAUGCGUAUAAUGCAGUGUGUCUUUUCUCAUCGUGUUUAGGGAUUUUGGGCGCUAUUUAUCAGAUUUUGCCAAGACAGGAGUUUGCGAAUAAGCAUAGGUGGUUGUCGUUUUCUGCAGCGAGAGGACGGAAAAUUAUCGUUUGGUUAGCAGUCGCUGAUCUUUUAGCUUCAUUAGGAGUGUUUACAAGGUCAACAAUAUGGAUAAAUUAUAAAAAUAUUAUGCCGGCAGUUGAAGAUGACUCCAGUGUUGUAUUUUGUGCCAUUUCUUCAGCUUUAAUUCAAUAUUUUUAUACCGCAACCUGGAUAUGGACACUAAUUUAUGCCAUCGAUAUGCGGCUGAUACUAAGCGAAAAAGCAUCAAAAACUUUAUAUUACCAUCUAGUGGCAUGGAUUUUGCCCGCAGUUUUAACUACAGUUGGAUUAUCACUUUUAUACCUACCUGAUGCCAAUUGCCACACUGCAUCAUCUUUAAACGCUGCGAUUCUUCGAAUUUUACCAAAUUACAUCGCUACUUAUGUCCCUGUUGCAACUGUAAUGAUAGCCAACCCAUAUCUUUAUCAUCACUCCAGCAAAGAUAUGGAAGAGAUCAUAACGAGUGCCUCUGGUCAGUUCACAAGCAGAGAACGAGAAAUUUUGGAUGCCAUAAAAAUCAAAUUUUCUGUGAUAAAUUUUGUGUUUUAUUUAUGUUGGGUACCGAAUCUUCUCAAUGGUAUUUUAUUGUGGACUCUUUGGUUCCAUUUGCCGGCUGAAUGGAUCAUUGCCAUAUGGUAUAUUAUGGCACUAAUGAAUCCAUUGCAAGCUUUGUUCAAUUGCAUGGUCUAUAGAAGGUGGAGGAACGGCUCUGAAAAAAUUAUUUUACCAUGGAGGAAAGUCGAGGGUUCUUUUCCCACCGCUCGGAGUCCUCAAAGUCGCGAAUCUUUUACCAGUAGUGUGCGAGAGGAGAUACUACCCUUAUUGCAAACGGCGCAAAGUGUAAACGGUUACAGAAAUUACUGGUAAAAUAAAUCGAUUUUUCUUAAAA
Molecule: messenger RNA, 1868 nt
Organism: Tribolium madens (black flour beetle)
Lineage: Eukaryota; Metazoa; Arthropoda; Insecta; Coleoptera; Tenebrionidae
Product: G-protein coupled receptor 143-like
Exons: 6
Coding region: 761-1846 (361 amino acids)
Biological process (GO): G protein-coupled receptor signaling pathway; cell surface receptor signaling pathway; melanosome organization
Cellular component (GO): plasma membrane; melanosome membrane
Molecular function (GO): L-DOPA receptor activity; dopamine binding; L-DOPA binding
Source: RefSeq, a predicted model, not a curated record